Thecamonas trahens ATCC 50062 is the source of this 765-nucleotide messenger RNA. Its product is annotated as short-chain dehydrogenase/reductase SDR. The record is from RefSeq and is a predicted model, not a curated record. Bases 1 to 765 code for a protein of 254 amino acids. Lineage: Eukaryota; Apusomonadida; Apusomonadidae. The transcript is spliced from 2 exons. Gene Ontology annotation, molecular function: oxidoreductase activity, acting on the CH-OH group of donors, NAD or NADP as acceptor.
AUGGCGAGCGCAGGACGGUUUGCACUUGUGACGGGAGGACGGCAGGGCAUUGGCGCAGCUGUGGUGCGGCGGCUGGCGGAGAAGGGCUACUCGGUGGCGGUGGCCGACUUGCCCAACCGCGACGAGACCGAGGAGAAGGCAGGGGUGGUGCCUGCCGGCGGGGCGUUCUUUGGCUGCAACGUGGGCGAUGCGGAGGAUGUGGCGCGGGCGAUGGGCGAGGUCCAUGCCUGGGUGGCCGAGUGCGAUCCGGAGCGGAGCGUGGGAGCGCUGGACGUGGUGGUCAACUCAGCGGGCGUGACCCGCGAUGCCAUGGCGCUCAAGGUGGAGAGCGCGACGUGGGACGCGGUGAUGGAGAUCAAUUUGCGGGGAUCGUUUCUGAUGGUGCGGCUGAAGGAAGCGAGUGAGGGCGAGUGGGCGGGCGAGCAGGCCAUCGUCAACAUGUCGUCGAUUGUGGCGCUGCACGGGAACGUGGGCCAGACGGCGUACUGCGCGUCCAAGGCCGGCGUGGUGGGCAUGACCAAGGCGCUGGCCAAGGAGCUUGCGCCGUCAGGCAUCCGCGUCAACGCAGUGGCGCCGGGCUUUAUCGCCACCCCGAUGACGGCUGCUGUGCCGGACAAGGUCAUGGCCAUGAUGCGGCAGCAGAUUCCGCUAGGCGAGGUCGGCGAGGCGGACGACAUUGCGGCGGUGGUCGAGUUUCUGGCUUCGCGCGAUGCGCGGUACGUGACAGGUGCGGUUAUUGAGGCGACAGGCGGACUGUUUAUGUAG